This is a messenger RNA of Botrytis fragariae, 1626 nucleotides long. Its product is annotated as putative mfs multidrug transporter protein. Gene Ontology annotation, molecular function: transmembrane transporter activity. The transcript has 2 exons. The coding region runs from base 1 to 1626 and encodes 541 amino acids. Gene Ontology annotation, biological process: transmembrane transport. The record is from RefSeq and is a predicted model, not a curated record. NCBI's taxonomy places the organism in Eukaryota, Fungi, Ascomycota, Leotiomycetes, Helotiales, Sclerotiniaceae.
AUGAGCACUGCAACAGAAAAAGACAUUGUGUCUUCAGAUAACAAGACCAAUCUGGUUUUAGCAGGUCAGAAGCACGAUUUCGAAGGGUUUCAAUCAGUGCUUGAUCCAGAUGACGAAGGUUCUCAACAUCUAGAAACGCUCAGAAAAGAAUAUGGAAGCACCUGGAACGGACCAGAUGACCCAGAAAAUCCUUAUAAUUGGCCAUCAUGGCGUAAAAUCACCAUUGGUGUCAUAUUUUCACUAGGACAGCUAGUGACUUUAAUGUCAGCCAGCAUGAUUGCCGCCGCUCUUGGCGAUAUCUCCCGCGAUUUGAAGAUUGAUGACUACACUGCUCAGAUAAUAUUUUCUACUUACUUCCUCGGUCUGGCCAUUGGACCCUUCGUGGCGGCCGCAUUCUCUGAAGUCACUGGCCGAAAAGGUAUAUGGCUAUUUUGUAAUGCGUGGUACAUUCUGUGGAAUGCUCUCUGCCCACUCGGUAAAUCGAAGGCUUUGAUGAUUACGGGUAGACUCAUGACGGGAAUAGGAGCCAGUGGUGGUAUCACGGUAUGUAUCAAUACAAAGAGGCCCAUUCCUAAAAGCCUAUUGACUGACUCUCGCCACUUCUCAAAGCUUACUGGACCCGUCAUGGCCGAUAUGUAUGGAAAACGAGAACGUGGAAAGUCGCUCGCAAUUGCAUCUUUUCUACCUUACCUUGGACCUGCACUUGGCCCAAUAUUUGGAGGCAUUAUCGCACAAUUGGUGGUGUGGCCAUGGAUAUUCUGGAUCAUGUCGAUUUUUAACAGUUUCAUGACCUUAGCGGGGUACUUCUUCAUUCGAGAAUCGUACACACCAGUCCUUCUUCGACGAAAGGUCAAAUCCGAAGCUGAGUUCAUAUCUAACGCCGAAAGGACAUUUGAUGCCAAAUAUUGGCAAGAACUCUUUCCUCAAUUGUCUAUCGGACUUGCCCGUCCCUUCCAAAUCUUAAUACGUCGGCCAGUAAUCCAAUUAAUCACAUUCGCAUUUGGAGUUGGCUUUGGCAUUUACACGAUUUUGAUUUCAACUUUUGCCACUCUUUAUAUAGAGCGUUACAACCAGACUGUAUCAAUCAGCGCUCUUCAUUAUAUUGCAAUCGCUAUUGGUGCAAUAGCUGCGUCUCAAAUUGGGGGUCGUAUCAUGGACUGGCUAUACAGACGUCUUAGCAAGAAAAACAACAAUCAUGGCAGACCAGAGUUCCGUGUUCCAUAUUCAAUGGGUGGUGCUAUCUUAAUGCCGAUUGGACUGUUUUGGUACGGCUGGGUGGCCGAAGUAACUGGCCCAUGGGCAGUGGUUGAUAUCGGCGCAUCUGUCUUCACCCUAGGAAAUAUGGUGUUCAGCCAAGGUCUUCUUGCUUACCAACUUGAUGAGUUUGGUAAAUACGGGGCAUCGGCAAAUGCGGCAUCCCGAGUGGGUUCGAACAUUAUGGGAUUCAUUCUACCUAUCUUCGGGCCCCAGCUUUAUGACAAACUGGGAUUCGGAUGGGGCAACAGUUUAUUGGGCUUGAUAUGGAUUGUUUCAGGAGGUCCUAUCUGUUUUUUAUUGUACUAUUGGGGUGAAAGAAUACGUGCAAUUGGUAGAGAGACUGAGGAUGAAGGUUCUCCAAGGAAUUGA